Molecule: messenger RNA, 324 nt
Organism: Phytophthora megakarya
Lineage: Eukaryota; Oomycota; Peronosporomycetes; Peronosporales; Peronosporaceae
Source: the annotation of a GenBank genome assembly
AUGACGAAGGAGGCUACCCAAGCGCGGAUCCAACAAGUACUGGAAGGGGAGGACGCAGAUCAAGGAUUGCAGGAAGAUCAGGGUGUCGACCACCGAAAGACCUUGGAUCUGGAGGCGCCCGACCUUACUGAGGUCGAUUCGCAGUGGAUCCACGCCCAUCGGUCUUUCAACGUGCUUAAAACGAGGAUUGCUACUACUCCGAUCCUACGACAUUUUGACCCAGAUCGGAAGGCCACCGUGGUUGUGUACGCUAGCGAUUGGGCCAUCUCGGGAGUGUUGAUGCAAGAAUACCACCAGAUCUACUACCCCGUGACGUUUGCGAGC